ACGUGCCUGGAUUGGCUGGCGACUGUGGGAAACGCGGGCUCUCCUGAGACUCACAUAUCUGAUGAAAGGCUCUGACGUAUAAGUAGAGGCUGUCAGUGWCUGCCAGAGCAUGGUGCUGUACCCRGCGUGGACGGCUCUGCCCAGGACUGAGCGCUAAGAAUGGCCCCCAGCAGCUCUCUCAUGAUCUACGUGGAGGAGAAACUGCUGCCAAAAGAGAAGAAUAAACUCAGGAAGCCGGUGGUGGAAAAAAUGCGCCGUGACCGGAUUAACAGCAGCAUCGAGCAGCUCAAGCUGCUCCUGGAGAAGGAGUUGCAGCGGCUGCAGCCCAACGCCAAGCUGGAGAAGGCCGACGUCCUGGAAGUGACUGUCAGCUACCUGAAGCAGCAGAGCCAGCUGCAGCGCCCAGCGCUCACUCACAAGAAUCCAGAGCAGGACUUCAACAGCGGCUACCUCAGGUGCCUCAAGGAAGCUCUGCAUUUUCUGUCCUACCACGAACCGAAGAAGGCAGCUCACACCCAGCUAAUGAAGCAUUUCUGCCAAGUCCAGAUGGGUCCAGGUGUCUUGCGCUCUGGUGCUCCACAGCGGCUGCCCCUGUCGCCCUGUCUGCAAGCCGGGAAGCAGCCGGCCCAGAAACGCGCGGCUGCUCCUCCUGCCAUCUGGAGACCCUGGUCCACCAGCUGA
Molecule: messenger RNA, 681 nt
Organism: Nothoprocta perdicaria
Lineage: Eukaryota; Metazoa; Chordata; Aves; Tinamiformes; Tinamidae
Product: transcription factor HES-5-like
Exons: 3
Coding region: 160-681 (173 amino acids)
Biological process (GO): anterior/posterior pattern specification; regulation of transcription by RNA polymerase II; regulation of neurogenesis
Cellular component (GO): nucleus
Molecular function (GO): RNA polymerase II cis-regulatory region sequence-specific DNA binding; protein dimerization activity; DNA-binding transcription factor activity, RNA polymerase II-specific
Source: RefSeq, a predicted model, not a curated record